Molecule: messenger RNA, 4754 nt
Organism: Anopheles gambiae (African malaria mosquito)
Lineage: Eukaryota; Metazoa; Arthropoda; Insecta; Diptera; Culicidae
Exons: 10
Coding region: 12-4643 (1543 amino acids)
Molecular function (GO): UDP-glycosyltransferase activity
Source: RefSeq, a predicted model, not a curated record
CACUUUCAGCUAUGGUUGGCAGAUGGUGCUGGUCAUACAUCAGGGAUGUGAUGUGCUUUUAUUACCUCCCCGACCGUACAGCCGAUAAGAUGGGCGAGACGCGAUCGCCCCUGGUGCCGUUCUGGACAGUGUUGCUGCUAGCGAUCGGUGCAGGCGUCCAUUAUGCGCACGGCGCCAACAUUCUUGCCCUGAUGGGUGUGCCUAGUCCGAGCCAUCACAUUUGGAACCGUGCGCUGGUGAAUGCGCUAGCUGCCCGUGGCCACAACCUGAUCGUCGUAUCGCCGGACGUAGAGCGAAACCCGCCACCGAACGUGACGUACAUCCAUCUGGAGAAAACGUACGACACGAUCCACGAGGGCGCGACGGCGAUCGAUUUCUACGAGAUGGGCCAAUCGAGCAUACUGGAGAGCAUGCGGAUCUUCUACGACUACGCGAUCUCGAUGUGCAUCGGCAUACUCGGAUCGGAGGGAUACCAGACGAUCAUGAACUAUCCGCGCGAUACCAAGUUCGAUCUAGUGCUGUACGAUUUCACCUGCGGUCCGUGUCUGCUCGCUGUGUACGAUCGGUUCGGCCAGCCACCGAUGGUUGGUGUGACGGGGUUCAACACACCGCCCUACACGACCGAUCUGAUCGGGGGCCACAAGUAUUACGCCUACGUGCCGUACUACACGCUGGACUACGACAGCAGUAUGAACUUUUUCCAACGAUUCUACAAUGCCGCACUCCAUUGGAUUGAUUACUUCUACCGCAACUACAUCUUCCUUCCGGAAACGGAUCGUCUUGUACGCGAGCACGAAAAGGCAAACGAUCUUCCCUAUCUUGGUACGAUGGAUCAGAAAAUGAUGCUUAUGCUGGUGAACUCUCACCAUUCCGUCGACUUCCUCGAACCGAUCCCUCAAAACAUGAUCCAGGUCGGUGGGCUACAGAUCAUUCCAUCUAAGCCGCUUCCAGCCGAUAUCGAUCGCUUCAUCCGGGCCGGGAAGAAGGGUUCCGUGCUGUUUUCUCUCGGGACGAACGUGCUCAGUAAAGAUUUGGGUCCGGAGCGGAUCAAAGCCUUCCUGCAAGCGUUCCAACAAAUGCCGGCCUAUAACUUCCUGUGGAAGUUUGAAACGGACCUACCGUACGAUCUGCCGCCGAAUGUUAUGAUGAAGAAGUUUCUGCCACAGAAUGAUAUUCUCGCCCAUCCGCAUGUGAAGGGCUUCAUGACGCAUGGCGGGCUGCUGAGUACGCACGAGGCAACGUGGCACGGUGUGCCAAUGAUCGGUAUCCCCGUGAUCGCUGAUCAGUAUCGGAAUCUCGCUAAAUCCAUCCGCGCUGGUGUAGCGGAAAAGAUUAGUCUGUGGGAUCUGACGACGGAGAAAAUACGCAACACGGUGCUGAAGGUGCUGGAGUCACCCCGCUACCGUGAUGCCAUGAAGGUACGAUCGGAGCUGUUCCGCGAUCAAUCGGAACAUCCGCUCGAGCGGGGCGUCUGGUGGGUCGAAUGGGCCCUACGCCAUCCGAACGCGAAGACGAUCCAAUCGCCCACCCUCGAGCUUGGACCGUGGCGGAGCGAACUGUACGACGUGAAGGCCUGCCUGGUGCUGGCCGUACUGUUGAUCGUUUAUUUGCUGCACAAAACUGGCAAAGCACUCUUUGCAAAAGCUUCCCAGCCGGGUAAAGCGAAAAAGAAAGUACAAUGUUGCUGGCAGCUAUCAGCCGGCGCAAACAUCCUCUGUCUUACGCCAGUCCCCAGCCCAAGCCAUCACAUCUGGAACCGAGUCUGGAUCGAGGCACUCGCUGCCCGCGGCCACAACCUAACGGUGAUAUCAGCGGAUGUGGACGAGCGAACAGCUCCACCCAACAUCACCUACAUCCAUCUCGAGCAUGCCUACUCGGAUCUGCACACGGAGCUCGAUCUGUUCCAAAUGGCGUCCCACAGCGCACUCACCGGAAUAAAGGACCUAUACGUCUGGGGUACGGCCAUGUGCAGGGGAGUGCUACGGUCCAAGGGUUUGCAAGUAAUUCAAGCCUAUCCAGACGAUUUCCGGUUUGAUUUGAUCAUCGCGGACAUCACCUGUGGGCCGUGUCUGUUUCCACUGAUACAUAAAUUCCACCAUCCACCACUGAUCGGUGUAACGGCGUACAACAAUCCACAGUUUACGGCGGAUUUCGUCGGCGGACACAAGCACUACGCGUAUGUGCCGUUCUUCACGUUAAACUACGACUCGGAUAUGACCUUCUAUCAGCGAUUCUACAACUGGGUCCUGCACAAUGUCGAUCAUUUCUAUCGCCAUCACGUGUUUCUUCCCCGCAUCGAGCAGAUGGUACGCAACCACUUCCGCUACCCUGACAUGCCAUCGUUGGAGCAGAUGGAGCACAACACCGUACUGCUGCUUGCCAACUUCCACUACUCCGUUGACUUUGCCGAAUCAAUCGCACCGAACCACAUCCCGGUCGGUGGACUGCAGGUGCGACCCGCCAAUCAUCUUCCAGACGAUCUGGCCACCUUCAUUGCAGCCGGUAGGGAAGGAUCGGUGUUGUUCUCGCUCGGCACCAACGUGAGAAGUGCCGAUCUGGGGAAGGAACGCAUCCACAUGUUCCUGGAUGCGUUCCGCCAGCUGCCGGAGUACAAUUUCCUGUGGAAGUUUGAAGAGCUGCCAUCGUUUGAGGUUCCUGCGAAUGUGUUGAUAAGGGCGUUCUUGCCCCAGAACGAUGUGUUAGCGCAGCCGAACGUUAAGGCGUUCAUUACGCACAGCGGUAUGCUGACUGCACUCCGGGAGAUACUAACCAACACCAGCUACCGAGAUGCCAUGAAGCGCCGUUCCGCACUGCUGCGCGAUCAACCGGAACAUCCGCUCGAUCGAGCCGUCUGGUGGAUCGAGUGGGUCCUACGUCAUCCCGACGGGAAGGCAAUACAAUCACCCACCAAGCAUAUGACAUUCUGGCAGUACGAGCUGUACGAUAUAAAGCUGGCACUGAUACUACUUAACGUGACCCUUUCUCAUCUACUCACACACCCAGAGGCAAUGUACGAUGAUGACCGAGGAAUCACUCUUCGCUCAACUAACGCUCAUCUCGCGCUAGUUCAUAAGAUAACGGCGAUGCGUACGAACGUAUCGCUUGUUGCGCUCUGCGCACUAGCGGCACUGUCCGCCGUCCAGACAGCAAACAUCCUCUGCAUCAUGACCGUGCCUAGUCCGAGCCAUCACAUUUGGAACCGUGUCAUCAUGGAGGAGCUGGUAGCCCGGGGCCACAAUGUAACGGUCGUCUCCCAGGAUGGUGAUGCAUCACGCACCAACCUUACCUACAUCAUGCUGGAAAAGGUAUACUCCACCCUGUACGAAGACGAAGGACUUGAUCUGCUGGAAGUGUCGAAAGAAACCCCCUUUCAAUCACUGUUCACCUUCCGCGAGUUCUAUCUCGGCAUGUGCCGGGGAGCGCUCAAGUCGAACGGAUUGAGCGUGAUCCUCAACUACCCCGACAGCUUCCGGUUCGAUCUCGUACUGUACGACUUUGGCUGUGGACCGUGUUUGCUACCGUUGCUGCACAAGUUUAACUACCCGCCGCUGGUCGCACUGACCGCGUUCAGCAACCCACCGUACUCGGUGGACAUUGUGGGAGGUCAUAAGCAUUUUGCGUACACGCCACACUACGCCCUGCCGUACGGGUUCGACAUGAGUUUCGCCGAGCGGGCCUACAACACGUACCUCUGCCUGUGGGAUGCUGGUUUGCGUAAGUUUACCAUCAUGCCCCAGCUGGACGCAAUGGUAAGGGACCGGUUCGGCUUCAACGACAUGCCCUACCUACAGGACAUUGAGCAGCGCACGGUUCUGAUGCUGGUUAACACUAAUCCCUCGUUCGAUGCACCGGAACCACUGCCACCGAAUGUGAUUGCGAUCGGAGGAGCCCACAUUAAGGAACCGAAACCACUGCCCAGCGAUUUGGAGGAGUUUGUGGGGAAGGCCAAAAAAGGGACCGUACUGUUUUCGCUCGGUUCCAACAUCCGAUCGGACAUGAUUGGCGAGCAGCGUCAGCGGAUGUUUAUCGAAGCGUUCCGCCAAAUGCCGGACUAUCAUUUCCUGUGGAAGUUUGAAUCGAAACUGAACCUCCCGUUGCCACCGAACGUGAUCAUACGGCCGUGGCUGCCCCAGAACAGCAUCCUGAACCAUCCCCGGACGCGAGGAUUCAUCACGCACUCGGGUGGAUUGAGCACGCAGGAAGCGUCCUGGUUUGGCGUACCACUGAUCGGAAUGCCGUUCUUUGUCGAUCAGCAUCGAAACCUCAAACGCUCCCUCAUUGGUGGGGUGGCCGAGCCGCUCGAUUUUGGCGCGCUGUCGACGGAGAAAAUACGCGCCACCGUGUUGAAGGUGCUGGAAACACCGAUCUACCGGGAGAACAUGCAACGCCGGGCGAUGUACUUUCGCGAUCAGCCGGAAAAACCGCUCGAUCGGGCGAUCUGGUGGAUCGAGUACGUGCUGAGACAUCCAACGGUGGAGCAUCUACGCUCACCGACGCUGAAGCUGGGCACGGCCAGGUCUAAUCUGUUGGACGUGUAUGGCUUCUUUGCUGGAGUGAUCUUGUUCGUGUUAUGGUUGGCCGUGUUCAUAGUAAGGCGCGUAUGCUGUGGACGUAAAAUGAAGUCGAAAAAGAAGCAACAGUGAAUGUUGGUACGAUUUGCAGAGUGGAGAUAACUGAGAUUUUAACCAUUAUUUGCAUUAGAAAUAGUUUUGUUGUUUAGUAAAUUUUAUAGUUCAAAAUAAAUACAAAAUAAC